UAAUCUGUUCCUCGUGAUCACCACCUUCUUUAUCGCUGAUCAGCAUCCACCACUCUCAUACUGAGGUAGAUCUGAUCAGAGGCUUUCACAGCAGACCAGACAGACUCCGCUGCAUCUACAUCUAGGAGGAGAUCACCAUGACCGCUUGGCUAUGAGACAUCUGGAGCCAUGGCGGCUUGGCACCGGAUAACCGCCCUUUCUUCACUGCUCCAAGUCGGUUUGUUGUUGUUGCUGUUGUCGGCUCGGAGCAGUGGGAAACCUCUGGAAAAAUGUCUCGGCGACAAGUCCUGUCAGCCCCCGAGACCUCCCGUGGUCCUCAUUCCAGGGGAUCUGGGAAACCAAUUGGAGGCGAAGCUGGAUAAACCCAGUGUGGUCCACUACAUCUGCUAUAAGAAGACUGACUUCUUCACUCUGUGGCUCAACCUGGAGCUGCUUGUCCCUGUAGCCAUAGACUGUUGGAUAGACAACAUACGGCUGAUCUAUAACAGGACCACACACAGCACCUCGUCCCCACCAGGUGUGGAAAUCCGUGUCCCCGGGUUUGGACAGACGUAUCCACUGGAGUAUCUGGACCCCAGCAAACGCAGUGUGGGUAUAUAUUUCUUUACUAUAGUGCAGGCGCUGGUAGAGUGGGGCUACACCAGAGAUGAUGAUGUCAGAGGAGCUCCAUAUGAUUGGAGGAAAGCCCCUAAUGAGAACAAAGAUUAUUUCCUGGCGCUGCAGAAGAUGAUUGAAGAGAUGGCGGAGAAGGCCGGUGGGCCUGUGGUGCUCAUCGCUCACAGCAUGGGCAACAUGUACACUCUGUACUUCCUCAACCAGCAGCCUCAGGCCUGGAAGGAUAGAUACAUCAAGGCUUUCAUCGCUCUGGGACCACCGUGGGCAGGGGUGGCCAAGACCCUCCGAGUCCUCAUCUCUGGUGAUAAUAACCGCAUCCCAGUGAUCAGUCCGCUAAAGAUCCGCUCCCAGCAACGCUCUGCUGUCUCCACCUCCUGGCUGCUCCCCUACGCCCACUCCUGGCCCAAAGAUCAGGUCUUGGUGCAGACGCCCACCACCAACUACACUGUGAUGGACUACAAGCGCCUCUACUCCGACAUCGGUUUUGAGGACGGCUGGCUGAUGCGGCAGGACACGGAGCCCCUGGUGGAGGAGCUGGCGCCCCCCGGCGUGGCCGUCCACUGCUUGUACGGCACCGGCAUCCCCACAUCGGAAGGCUUCCAGUAUUCAGACAAGUUCCCAGACGUGGAGCCCACGGUGUUGCUCGGCGACGGGGAUGGGACGGUGAACCUAAAGAGCGCCAUCCAGUGUGGACGCUGGGUGGGGAAGCAGAAACAGCCCGUCAAGUUACAAGAGCUGUCGGGGAACGAACAUGUCAACAUGUUGCUCAACAUCACCACUGUAGCUUACAUCAAGACUGUGCUGUCCUCACCCUGAUGGCUUUACACACACACACACACACACACACACACACACACACACAGGACAGACAGAGACUGGCUCAUCUCGCCUACCUCUCUGAACAUUGACUGCCAAAAUACAUGAACAUGCCACAUAAAGACGUUAAUUAAGUAUUUAAAUUUUGUUGGAAAAUUACACAUUUAAAUUAAUUUUAUAGCUGUAAUUAUACAACUUAUGUUAAUGUCAGGUUGUUUACUGUUGACCAAGCCUAAUCCCAACUACUUUUAUAUUGAUCGCAGCUUUCAAAGAACCAGAGAUUUUACCUACUAAACCCACAUUAUUAUGAUCAAGUCAAAAAGCAGGGAUAUACUGUAUGUGCCACUUUCCUGAGUUAUUAAUCAAAGUCAGAUCUUUUAUUAAUGUUGUUAAAGAGAUUUCUAAUGUUGUUAGGCAAAAUGAUAAAUCAUAGUUUUUGUAUCUUUCUCAGUGCAACAGGUCACAUGUUUCAGUGCUCAGAAUAUGUGGAUUUUUACCAAAACUUGUUCUUUUUUUGUUGCAUGCUGCCAAGCUGUAAGUCCAUUAUGCUCUGAUGGCUUUGUUUUUAUUGUGUUGUUUGUAUUACAUGUGCUAAAGGACUAAAAACAUAGUUUGGAUAUGAAAGUUGGGUUGAGUCACGUUUAAGCUACUCAAGGGGCAAAGAAAAACAUUAAAGAUGUUUUAGACAAAUCUUAACUCAAAGUCCACUAACUGGCCUAUUCAAGAGCUUUGAAUCGCAUUUUGGUCUAAAUUAUAUAAAUCGUCUCCAUUCAAUGGUUUGCUCUCAAGACUAGAGGUGCAGAAAUGCAGUUGAAAGACCCAGAAAAAGUCAGCAAGUGAACUCUUUGUUGGGAUUUCUUUUGUUAAACAAAAAAGACAUUAAAUUACGAGCCUCUCCCUGGCUUUAUCUGCAGCAUAUUUAGCCUUUUAGAAACUAUUUCUGAGGUCAAAUAAGAGCAAAUAAGCUCCUUUGUCUCAGAGUUUAAACAAGUUAAAUUCAUUUUUAAAUUCUGCUCUUCGUUUUGAAGCAUUGGAAUCAGUAUUUUUAAUAAUAAUGCGUAAUAAUCUUAAAUCCUUGCAUUCAAUUACCUGCUAUAUUAGGUUAUUUCUCUUCACUUUCCAUGCCUUAUACAGUAGGCUACAUUUUGGGUGGUUCUGUAUAUUUUGUCCCCAGGUGUCUAGACAGACUGGAUUUACACAGACGGGUUUUUCUGUUGUUGUUUUUAUGGUAGAAAUCUGAUCUUUUCUUUAUAGUUUAUGAUUUUAAAAAAAAAAUCUCUUACCGUUUUGACUGCCUUUUAAAAGUUCUGACUGCAGAGUUUCAAAGCUGGGUUGUUGUCAGAAUCUCUGUGAGCUGAGUGAUUGUACUGUGCCAUCCAGACCAAGAUGAUAUUAUACAAGAUGAUAUAUGUAGGAUCAUAUCUGCUGUCAACUAUCAUAAGUGUAUGUCAUAAUCAUGUGUUGCCUUCUAUCGAGUAAAAUAUUUCAAAUAUUA
Molecule: messenger RNA, 2926 nt
Organism: Centropristis striata (black sea bass)
Lineage: Eukaryota; Metazoa; Chordata; Actinopteri; Perciformes; Serranidae
Gene: pla2g15
Product: phospholipase A2, group XV
Exons: 7
Coding region: 169-1431 (420 amino acids)
Biological process (GO): ceramide metabolic process; phosphatidylcholine metabolic process
Cellular component (GO): lysosome
Source: RefSeq, a predicted model, not a curated record